CAUUAGCGCUGGAGUUCAGCUCAACACUGCUUCUUCUAGCCUUCUAGUGUUGAGCAAGAGUCUUUCUCGCUCUUGUGUGUGUGUUUGUAUUGGAGACCCAGAAGAAAAUUGGAUUAGUCUGAGAAAUGUCACAAGCACCGUCUCUCCCUCGCUUGCGCUCCCCGUUUCUCUGUUGCCCUCUCAAGCUCGCUCCUCCUACGACUUCUUUUCUCUCCUACAAACCCACGAGAAAUCAACGGUCGCCGGCGUCUUAUCCAUGCAUUCGAGCUCUUGAUCUUGAUCAAAACACGGUAGUGGCAAUAUCGGUGGGGUUUGUGAGCGUUGCGGUUGGAAUAGGCAUUCCAGUCUUCUAUGAAUCCCAAAUUGAUAAUGCUGCAAAGCGAGAAAACACUCAGCCAUGCUUUCCGUGCACUGGCACCGGGGCACAGAAAUGCAGAUUUUGCAUGGGAACUGGCACGGUGACAGUAGAGCUUGGUGGGGAUGAGAAGGAAGUCUCUCGAUGCAUCAAUUGUGAAGGUGCGGGUUCAUUGACAUGCACCACAUGUCAAGGCAGUGGCAUACAACCCCGAUACCUUGAUCGAAGAGAAUUCAAAGAUGAUGACUGAUUCCCAAGAAGAAGUAGCAGUGAUUUUGAAAUUGGAAGAAAUUAGCGUCUCACUAUUUUUGACUGCAUACACAUCUUCUGCAUUCUGUCUAGUGCUUUUUCAUGCCUUUCAUCUUUUGUAUAAUUUGAUCAUUGAUACAACUAUCUAUCUUAUUCUUUUACAUAUGUUUUGUUGUGAUUUGAUGAAGAUAAUGAUGUGUGCUGUU
Messenger RNA from Alnus glutinosa, 810 nucleotides. RefSeq names its product protein SPA, chloroplastic. The record is from RefSeq and is a predicted model, not a curated record. NCBI's taxonomy places the organism in Eukaryota, Viridiplantae, Streptophyta, Magnoliopsida, Fagales, Betulaceae. The transcript has 5 exons. The coding region runs from base 126 to 605 and encodes 159 amino acids.